GCAGAGAUCAGAGAUCCAAAAAAGAAUGGUGCUAGAGUUUGGUUAGGAACUUAUUUGACCGAGGAGGAGGCAGCUUUGGCUUACGACAAAGCUGCUUUCAAGAUGCGUGGCCAAAAAGCUAAGGUUAAUUUUCCCCAUCUCAUUGGCAAUGACGUGUCUAAGUCAGUACCGGAGAGGGAAGUGGUUUCAGUGGUUUUGAAACGGGACUCGCCAGAGUCUUCAUCGUCCGAGGGAAGUUGCGAGUCAUUGUCACCUGGAUCGAAGAAGAGGAAGGGCAUGGCUGAUCUACUUAACAAAUUAGCGAAGAGUCGAUGUAAAGCUAUGGUGGUUGAGAAUGAGAAAUCCUUACAAGAAAAUGAUUUUGAGCAAUGGGUGAAUGGGUUGAAUGAUUGCACUCUAAUCUGGAGCUCCUAGAGUAGUUCUGUUAAUUUUAUGUUUUCUAUUAUUUUUUCAU
Messenger RNA from Vicia villosa (hairy vetch), 454 nucleotides. RefSeq lists its product as uncharacterized. The transcript has a single exon. Lineage: Eukaryota; Viridiplantae; Streptophyta; Magnoliopsida; Fabales; Fabaceae. Bases 103 to 414 code for a protein of 103 amino acids. The record is from RefSeq and is a predicted model, not a curated record.